Myxocyprinus asiaticus (Chinese sucker) is the source of this 1348-nucleotide messenger RNA. RefSeq names its product receptor accessory protein 6 (gene reep6). The record is from RefSeq and is a predicted model, not a curated record. The transcript is spliced from 6 exons. NCBI's taxonomy places the organism in Eukaryota, Metazoa, Chordata, Actinopteri, Cypriniformes, Catostomidae. The coding region runs from base 117 to 881 and encodes 254 amino acids.
GAUUGUGUGCGUACAGUCAGCCAAACUAUCAGACGCACCUGAGGACACCUUAUCAUUAAUGUUUGCAUCGAUGCGGCUGGCAUUACGUAGCACAUUCCCUCCGCAUUUAAGCCAUCAUGUUUCCAAUAUUUACAAAGAUAAAGGAACGCGUCGAGGCUUUUUUGAACGAGAAGAAUUUUGUCACUGACUGUCUCAGUAAGAUCGAAGAAAAAACUGGUAUUAAGAAACGCUACCUGGCGGCCGGUGCUGUCUCUGUAACGGGAGCAUAUUUAUUAUUUGGCUACGGUGCCUCUCUGCUCUGUAAUCUGAUUGGUUUUGUUUAUCCAGCAUAUUUCUCAAUCAAAGCUAUAGAAAGUCCAGGUAAAGAGGAUGACACACAAUGGUUGACGUAUUGGGUAAUCUACGGCUUCUUCAGCGUUGGUGAAUUCUUCUCUGACAUCUUUCUCCACUGGUUUCCAUUCUACUACGUAUGUAAGUGCCUGUUUCUUCUGUGGUGCAUGGCUCCAGUCUCCUGGAAUGGUUCUCAGAUUCUGUACAGGCGUGUGGUGCGCCCGUUGUUCCUGAAGCAUGAAGCUGCAGUAGACGGGGUGGUCAAUGAUCUGAGCGGGAAGGCCAUGUCAGCAGCUGAGAAUGUCACUAGAGAAGUUCUUCAGACUCUGGUGAGAAACAGAACUAUUGGCCCAGCCGAGCCUGAAGCCAAACAACUGACCAGUUCAACUCCUGUUGCUGACUGCACUCAUGCAAAGUCUCAGUUAUGUGAGGAGAAGAAUCACAUGACACAAGAAGUAAAAGGAGCUCCUCAAGAAAGACUUCAGAUGGGACACGAUACAAUGUGUUUUAAGCACAAAGCAAUUUCAAGGCAUAAAUGUACUAGACAUUGAAGAGUUGAAAUCUGACAUGACAGCAGUAUCAUCUUACUGUAAGGACCUCAAUGAGUGCGAAUUAUAAUUUAUCUUAUAGUCUUCAUGAUCAUAGUUAUCAGACAGUCAGUGUCAGGAGUUUUGGACUUCAUUGCCCAAUAAUCUAGAAUAUGUGUUCCUCCUGCUAAAAUGUGCUAAAUAAAUUUUCAGAGUACAUUUAUUUACAGCUCUCAAUAUUAUAUGUAUUUGUCCAGAAUGCUUAAAUGUCUGACAUUUAAACAUAGCUAAAAUGCAUUUACACUUUUUUUUUUUUUUAUCAAAUUGCAAUAGGAAAUUCAUGUUUUAUUUAUUAUAUUAUGUGUAGUAAUCAUUUAUUCCACAUGUCAGGUCUAGGCCUAUUUGUUUUGUAAUCUGAAUAUUAUUUAAAUUAAAAUGUAAUGUUUUCGAACUUUAAAUAAAUGUAUAUUGUAUUCAAUAUUUGAAAAAUG